Messenger RNA from Pelobates cultripes (western spadefoot toad), 3423 nucleotides. Lineage: Eukaryota; Metazoa; Chordata; Amphibia; Anura; Pelobatidae. The record is from the annotation of a GenBank genome assembly.
AUGUAUGUAGUGGGUCUGUCGAGAGGGCUGCGCCGUCCCCCGGCCCCCAGCUCUCCCCGCCAGCGCCCCCCUAUUGUUGCGCACGGAAGGUGAGACACGGUUCCCAGAUGUUCGCAUAUUUUGCCUCUCUGCCCGUCAAUUCUGCCUGUAGUGCCUCUGCCGCUCUAAUGUCUUCGACCCUGUGAAUCCACUCUUCUCUUGUGGGGAUGUCUGUAUUCUUCCAGUAUACUGGAAUGAGUGAUUUGGCAGCGUUCAGUAGAUGGCACAGUACAGAUUUUUUGUAUGCGGAUAGUGGUUGUGAGGAGAUGUGCAGUAAGGCCAGUUCUUGUGACCAUUCAGUGUCGUUCCCAAGGAUUAGGAGAACAUCUGAUUUGAGUCGAUUCCAAAAUGGUGCGAUAAGUCUGCAUUCCCACCAGAUGUGUAAUAGAGUCCCGUUGUCCUCCUGGCACCUCCAACACGUUGGCGCGACAGCAGGGAAGUUAAAGAGUAAUUCUUAACAGUCGAAUAAUAAUACAUGAAUGUGUGCAAAUAUUUAGAACACAAGUGAUAUUUUUUUUUUGUGAAUCGUAUAUGUAGUCUUCAGUGCCUGUUUAUUUAUGUGUUCGUCGUCCAUUUUUGAGUUUACUAAAUUUAAUAAAAUUAUUAUAGUUGUAAUUGUCAAAAUUAACAAUGUCAAAAAAAUUUCAGUAUUAUUUAAGAGAAGUGUUGGCGCCAACAAUCACACUACAUGUUAUUCUUAUUUUCUUUUGUCAUCCCUUUUAUUGUUUUACAAACAUAGACAAAAUGCCAAAGUGUUUAGUUGUAGGCUGCAGAAACAGUCACACUAAACAUUCACCAGAUUGCUCUUUCUUUAAUUUUCCAAGUACACCGGACAGAAUUAAAGAAUGGCUUUUAGCCACAGGUGACGAAUUUGUCAACCUAGAUGGCUCAAUUCAAUUAAUCAUGGAAAAACAAAAAAGUGAGAUUUUCAAAAUUUGUUCGGACCAUUUCACAUCAGAUAUGAUAGUAAAGUCUGAAAGGAGAACACGAUUGGUUUUAAUGGCAAAACCAACUAUUUUUGUAAAAGCUAAAGUUUUACAAACUUUACACGAUAUGACUUUAAGGAGAGCAGAAAACAGUAGUGAUAUAGAAAUGUUAGACCUCAGUGCUCCGUCAGCGGACCGCAGUGCUUCAACAGAGGGACACAGUGCUCCGUCAGAGGACCUCGGUGCUCCGUCAGAAGACCUCGGUGCUCCGUCAGAGGACCUCGGUGCUCCGUCAGAAGACCUCGGUGCUCCGUCAGAGGACCUCGGUGCUCCGUCAGAGGACCUCGGAGCUCCGUCAGAGGACCUCGGAGCUCCGUCAGAGGACCUCGGAGCGCAGUCUGAGACAUCUAUUUACGAUCACGAGUAUAUAGCAGGUUUCCAUUACAAACUGGCUUUUGAUAAAUCAUUUAUGAACAUAGCUACCAACACCACAAAUUUAACAAUGAUUGCCAAAGGUGUAUCAACUUCGAAAUACUACGGAAGGCGGAGCAGGUCUACACAAACCCACAGUGUAAUUCAAACAAGUGAUGUAUCCACCAAUAUAAUUGGUUUGAAUCCAACAAAGGAUGUCUGGACUUGGACUGGUCCUACAGAAGAAUUUGCAGGAUCCAUUGACAAUUCACCAAACGCUGCAAUUGUACAGCAAACAGAUACUAUAAAAAAGGUUUGCACUAUGCCAGGUGCAAUGCCAAUGGAGACAGAACUACUGUUAUCCCCAAAUUCACAACAGUCCGUUCCUGUAGAAAACAUAGAUACGCCAUUCUCAAACAUUUCUUCAAUUACAAGAGUAUCGGAAAUGGAUGCAACUCUGAAUGUUUCAGAAUUCAAUGACCCGAUUUACAGUCCCGAAGAAGAAACAACCGAUAUUGGCGAUCUAACAUUUUUAACAGAGCCCUCUCCUGAGGAUUAUGUUUCAGAAAAGAAGUUUAUUGUGUUUGAAACUUCUCUCGAUUUAUUGAUCAAAAAGGUUCAAACAUGUACUUUUCACGAACCAUGUAACGCUCCAAUAACAAACACAGAAAAAAUUAUAUCAGGCACUCUGUUAAAAGUAUACACUGUAUGUGAAUCAAAUCAUCGUUGCGAAUUUUGGAGCAGCCAGCCUAUGAUUGGGAACCGUUCUUGUGGAAAUUUAUUAGCAAGUGCAUCAAUUUUGUUCAGUGGUUCGCACUUUGCUAAAGUUGCGGAACUUUUUGCAAUUUUUGGAGUGCCGUUUAUUUCACAAUCCAUACAUUACAUAUAUCAAAAACAAUUUUUAUUUCCAAUAAUCGAUCAUCAUUAUAAGAAAGAAAGAAGAUUAUUGAUAGAUGGAUUACGUGGAAAAAUGGUAUGUCUGUCAGGAGAUGGGCAAUGUGACAGCCCUGGAUUUAAUGCCAAGUACUGCACGUAUUCACUUUUGGAGGAAAAAUCGCAAAAAAUAAUAGAAUGUCAAACAAUUCAAGUGAGUGACGCAAAAUCAUCUGUUGCUAUGGAAUCACUGGCAUUCAAAAGUUGCAUGGACCAAGUACUAGCCGACAAAAUUCUAAUUUCAAUUCUCGUUACCGAUCGUCAUGUAAGCAUAAGGAAAAUCAUGAGAGAGAGAUACAAAGCCAUUAAUCACCAAUUCGAUAUAUGGCACUAUUGUCGGAGCAUUCGGUUAAAACUAUCAACCAUAUGUCGCCAAGCGAUGUACAAGGAAUUGGUUCCGUGGCAAAAUUCGAUAAUAAAUCACAUGUGGGCAGCUUGUUCAUACAGCAAAGGAAAUCCAAUUUUGUUAAAAGAGAAAUGGCUGUCGGUAAUGCAUCACAUUAUAAACGAACAUGAAUGGGACUCUGCAACACUUUUCAAAAAAUGUCAACAUGCGGAAUAUGAUCAAACUCUUGAACAGAAAUCCUGGUUGAAAAAAAAUGGAGUGGCAUACUCCAAACUUCGAAGCUUUGUCACAGAUUCAAAAUUAGAGAAAGACUUUCCACAUUUGGUUCAUUUUUGCCACACGGGAUCACUUGAAGUCUUUCAUAGCCUGGUAUUAAAAUACCGUCCCAAAAGAGUACAUUUCACAAUGGAUGGGAUGGUAGCCAGGACACAACUGGCUGUUUUGGCCCACAACGCCAAUGUAGGCAGAGAACAGGCCACUAUACAGAAAGAACAAGCAGGCACUGGACACAUUGGGGACUUGAGGUUCAAACCGUUUUUCUCUAAAAGGAGUAAAAAUUGGAAAAUUAAGAAAAUAUAUGAAAAAACCACUAUUGCCCAUAUAUAUCCAAUGAUGGCUGACGUACUACGAAUAGCCUCAGGUGACUUACAAGUUAAUUGGCAGUCUCAAACAGGGCAACUUCCAAUAAACAUUGCUUCAACACCUCGCCCACCAAAGGAGGUAAUGGUUGACCGUCACUUUUCGCGUUUACGCCCAAGAAGACUUUAA